Molecule: messenger RNA, 2511 nt
Organism: Durusdinium trenchii
Lineage: Eukaryota; Dinophyceae; Suessiales; Symbiodiniaceae
Source: the annotation of a GenBank genome assembly
AUGUGGCGGCUACUAUUGCUGCAAGGUGGAGAGGACAUCCUUGUACAUGCUGGAAGGCCACUACGACCUGAAGGCAGCUUGAGUUCUUCUGCGUUGGAAGACCUCCUUGACGAGGAUGCCCGCUUGCCCUAUGUGAAGUGUCUACCUGUGUCACACUGUGUCCGGCACGGACGUGAAGGCGUCCGCAGCAUGAGUACGUCUUGGCGCAGCUUCGCGGGUGCUUUGUGGCACCACAUGGGCUCCAUCUCCAGACCUGGGUGGCGGCGCUUCUUGGGCCAAGCACUUGCUCACCAUCUCUGCCGUGCCGAGAGAGUUGAGGUCUGUGCCGAGAACGCUGGCUUAUGCCCAUUGGGAUGUCUGACGGCCCAUUUGACUCUGCUCCUUAGCGCGCCCAGAUCUUAUCGACUUGAUGGCCUUUUCACUCCAAACAAAGUGCCGAUGAUCUGGGAGCAGCUGGGAGUUGGCUUGGGCUACAUACUAUGGAACCCCACGGGUUUCAAGCUUUUGGAUGUGCUUUACAGUGGCUGGCCAAUCUUUGCGCUCUUACGAGAGCUACGUUGGAAAUUGAUUAGGCUCAAAGGCAGUGAGGCCGACGAAUAUCGAGAUCUUCAUCGCCUUCGAAGGUCCAUGAUGUUUGACGGUCCACUGGAUGCAGCAAUGGCGCGCAUCAUUUGCAUCUACCAGCCGAAGAGGAUUGAGGAAACUAGCUGCCCAGUGCUUGAGGCAGAGAAUGCCUUGGAGAAGGCGGAGGAGAUGGUCUUCCAGAAGACAACAUCGAUUUGGCAGUCUCAUGAAAAGCAUUCGGCCUUUGAAAAGCUCUUGACGAAAGCAGAGACAGAGCUGCGACGGCUCUUGCCGUGGUUCCAAGCUCCAGCGGAGGAAUUCCAAUCGCCUGCUGCGAGAUUGGCUGUAGGUUUGUUGAUUGCUGGUGAUGUGGCUUUGCCUCGGCUGGAGCGCUUGCAGAGACAGCUGAGACGCUUUACCUCGAAGGCACAACCCCUGGGUGACUACCCGUCGUGUGGGUCAGAGCUUCCCGAACAAGGGGCACUUGUAGCGGAGGCAAGAUACGUGCAAGGACUCUUCAAUCAGUUGAGUCGGCCAGUCUUGACGGGUGGCCAACCUCGAGCCCAACCCAAGGAGGCUUGGGUCACAUUUCUUUGGGGAGGCAGCGGGACAGCUGAACGCCGUGCAUGGAUCUAUGGAGAGGCCAUCCGAACUCUGGCACAUUCCGUUCGUCGGGUGGAGGUGAGAUUUUCUCGUCCAUUCCUUGUCCUCACUGUGGGCCUCCUACCUGGGCUUCUUCUUGAGGAGCUCAAGGCUGAAAACCUCACCGUGAUGCCCGUAAACAUGGAUGCGACACGACCACCAGUCUUGCCGAAGUCUAGGCAUGGCUCUGAUGCGUGGUUUGAAGAGCGUGGCCUCGAACCUGUCUUCCCGCAACUGGCAGCCUGGAGCCUCCCUUUUGAUCGCGUGGUUGUCUUGGAUGCCGACACCCUAGUGCUGGAGAACUGCGACGAACUUUUUGAUCUGGGGCCAGUGCCCUUCGCAUCAGGGUAUGAGAUGCACCAGGAGCAGCUUGACAUCUCUCGUCAUGAUGGAAGUCGCACAUAUUUAUUGAACGCGGGAGUCAUGACGCUGCGCCCUGAUCUACACUUCCUUGAGUACAUGUGGGCUGUGUCUGCCACAGAGGCAUUCCGUGGUCGCUUGGAGCAUUAUGCAGAGGGGACAUUUCCGACCUUUCAGCAGUUCUUGGACAUUUUUCUCCUCGAGGUGACCCUCGGCAACAGCUCAGAUGACAUCAUAAGCUCCAUGAGCUCCGAGUCCGAAUUGUCCUCGAAAUUCCAAUUGGCGGUCUAUGUCAAGAACACCCAGGUGAUGAAGUAUGCUUGGGAUGGUUGGAAUAAAUGCGAUGAGUAUUCCAGUGGCGACGACAAGAAGACCAAGAUGUACUGCGUCAAAGCGAAGACCAUCAAGAUCACCUUUGAGGGUCAAACACGAGGAACCUUCAAAUUCGAAGCCAAUGGAAAGUUUUCUCUCAAAGAGCUCUUCACGGGUAAUCCGAAGCCACUUGGAGACGUAGAACAGUGGCGCAGUGCCAUGCACUGCAUCCAACCUCACUGCAAUGCUAUGGGCUUCCAUCCUAAGGCAACCUGGCGCAGAUGUCGCUUUGGCAUUGUCACGAACAACGAAAACGACUGCAACACCCCUGAUCACAAUGGCGGCGUGGGAUGUGCCACAUCUGCGACCGGAAGUUAUGCAAGCUGUUGCGCCAACUGUCCAGCCAGGGGCUUCAAUACGAAGAUAGAGGUGAUCCCACUGACGUGUGACAAGAGCGUGUGCCCAGAGGACAAAGGGCAGUUUCUCAAUGAAGAGGAUCCACCUGAAUUCUGCGAAGGUGAAGAGUGCACAGUUGAAGAAUGUUGUGUUACCACAACCACGACCACCAAGAGCAACGCAGAGAUGUGGCACUUGUCCUUCUUUUUGGCUCUCCAGGUGCUGAGCUUCCUUUAG